Molecule: messenger RNA, 1339 nt
Organism: Ochotona princeps (American pika)
Lineage: Eukaryota; Metazoa; Chordata; Mammalia; Lagomorpha; Ochotonidae
Gene: TMEM248
Product: transmembrane protein 248
Exons: 7
Coding region: 212-1156 (314 amino acids)
Source: RefSeq, a predicted model, not a curated record
UGUGGCGCCGGAGGGAGCCCGGCUCGCCUCGGGUCGUCGCACCGGCCGCUGCCCUCGGCGCGCCGGGGAGGAUGGUGCCGAGCGGCCCCGGGCCCGCCGCGCGCCGCCGCCAGUGAAGCCAGCGCGGUCGCAGGCGCCUGCAGAGCAGCUGGCCCGCCGGGGCCCGGGGCGCGCCGCUGCCCGCCGGGGCGGGGUGGAGCUGAUCAGAAUAAUGUUCAACAUCCACCCCCUGGAGAACCUGAAGCUGUACAUCAGCAGCCGGCCGCCGCUGGUGGUCUUUAUGAUCAGCGUCAGCGCCAUGGCAAUAGCUUUCCUCACCUUGGGCUAUUUCUUCAAAAUCAAGGAGAUUAAAUCACCAGAAAUGGCAGAGGAUUGGAAUACCUUUCUGCUGCGGUUCAAUGAUUUGGAUUUCUGUGUGUCGGAGAAUGAAACACUGAAGCAUCCCACUAACGACACCACAACUCCAGAAAGCACAAUGACCAGUGGGCAGGCCAGGGUGUCCACCCAGUCCCCUCAGGCUCUGGAGGAUUCAGGCCCAAUAAACAUCUCCGUUGCAAUCACUCUCACCCUGGACCCACUGAAACCUUUUGGAGGGUACUCUCGCAACGUCACCCAUCUGUACUCGACCAUUUUGGGGCAUCAGAUUGGACUUUCAGGUAGAGAAGCACAUGAGGAGAUCAACAUUACAUUUACCCUGCCGGCAGCUUGGAGCGCAGAUGACUGCGCUCUCCAUGGUCACUGUGAGCAAGUGGUGUUCACGGCCUGCAUGACACUCACGGCCACCCCUGGAGUGUUCCCUGUUACCGUACAGCCACCGCACUGUAUUCCUGACACAUACAGCAACGCCACGCUCUGGUACAAGAUCUUCACGACCGCCAGAGAUGCCAACACAAAAUACGCUCAAGACUACAAUCCUUUCUGGUGUUACAAGGGAGCCAUCGGAAAAGUCUAUCAUGCUUUAAAUCCCAAGCUUACAGUUAUGGUUCCAGACGAUGAUCGUUCGUUAAUAAAUUUGCAUCUCAUGCACACCAGUUACUUCCUCUUCGUGAUGGUGAUCACAAUGUUUUGCUAUGCUGUUAUCAAAGGCAGACCAAGCAAAUUGCGUCAGAGCAAUCCUGAAUUUUGUCCUGAGAAGGUGGCUUUGGCUGAAGCCUAAUCCCACAGCUUCCUGUUUCCUGAAAGAGACUGAAAGAACCAUCAUCAUUGCCUGCUGAACCCAGCCUGGGCCUGGCCACUCUGUGAAUACAUGAUCUUGCAAUGUUGGGUUACUCCAGCCAAAGACAUUUCAAGUGCCUGUAACUGAUUUGUACAUAUUUAUAAAAACCUACUUGGAAAUUGG